CAACACGCCUACCACCUAUAACAUAUUGCCAGGCAGGAGCCGAAUUGCCUUUAGAUCAACAUCAGGGAGGAAGCUCAGUUCAGCGGAAGUCGCUUUUUGGACUCAGUCCGAUCUUGUCAAACGACGACUAUUCCGGUCCUUUUGCGAAAGGGCAGGAGGGCAGGAGACAGCCCAUUAUCUUGCCGUUGCCUACGCCAUCAGUGCACCAUCGUGGACCUCAACCAAACCUCCCAAACCCACACAUACCUUCACAGUACCCUCGGGCUCGGCAUUCCCUCGAAGCCAUCAACCCCAUGUCGUUGCAUCACGAGGCAAUAUAUCAUUCACAGCCUGGCGUCGCAUGCCCACGCCCCUUCCCACCCGAGAUGGAGACACCGCCAUACGCAUAUCAGCGAAGACUCUCUGACGACCUCUCAAGUCAAUCUAGCACUCCGACUUCCCAAUCUGCCGAUCUGCCAGCGAAUGUUUCUAACCUUCGCACGUGCAAACAGUGCGGACAGCCAGGCCGAUAUGUGGACGGCAAAUGCAUUGAAAAAUGGGGCAAGGGCCCGCUCGGACGCGGGUCCAUAUGCGAUCGGUGUAGGAAGAAAAAUAAACGAAUGGAGAAACUGGCCGAACUCGAGAGAAGGAACCACGAAAAUCAGAAGCGGAUGCAGUCACAAGCCAAUUCAGCUGUUGGCAGUUCAAUAUCCUAAGUUGCGUCGUCCAUUAUUUGCCCAUUAGGCUAUGGGUGUCUCUUGUAUGCAGGAACAGGGAAUGCUGUAUUCUAGCGCACCUUUAUAAUCAGGCUCCACGUUUCCAGUGGCGUGCUGUCUCGUGAGAGAGUUCUAUCUUUUUAAUACUUUGUCUGCAUCAAUGAUACCCUACAAAUGGUACUAAAUUGACUG
Molecule: messenger RNA, 887 nt
Organism: Cantharellus anzutake
Lineage: Eukaryota; Fungi; Basidiomycota; Agaricomycetes; Cantharellales; Hydnaceae
Exons: 3
Coding region: 294-695 (133 amino acids)
Source: RefSeq, a predicted model, not a curated record